AUGAGUUCGGCCGCUGGAGAAUCGUCGUCUUCGUCGAAAGUGCCAGAGAAUUCUGGAAGCGCCGCAGCCGCCGCGACAGGGUCCGAGUAUUUGGAACAAUUAGCUAAUGAGGCGGAGGAGUUGAGGAAGAAGUUGGAUGCGGAGAGACAUAAGUUGAAUGAUAUUCCAAUUCAACAAGCCGCCGAACGUCUGGAUGUGAUGGGCGCGCUCGGCGUCAAGCAACGACGAAUCCUUAAAGGACAUGUUGGCAAAGUUUUAUGCAUGGAUUGGUCCCUGGAUAAGAGACACAUUGUCUCAUCGUCUCAGUCCAUCUCUCACCUCACAAUUCUCAGCUUGCCAUUCAUGAAAACUUCUUGUCAUCUCCAAAAAAUCAUCGAAAUCGAGGGGGUUUAUUAG
Molecule: messenger RNA, 396 nt
Organism: Caenorhabditis briggsae
Lineage: Eukaryota; Metazoa; Nematoda; Chromadorea; Rhabditida; Rhabditidae
Exons: 4
Coding region: 1-396 (131 amino acids)
Biological process (GO): G protein-coupled dopamine receptor signaling pathway; G protein-coupled receptor signaling pathway
Cellular component (GO): cytoplasm; heterotrimeric G-protein complex
Molecular function (GO): protein binding; signaling receptor complex adaptor activity
Source: RefSeq, a predicted model, not a curated record